AUGUCAUCGGCCGCAAACAUUGGCACUGGCUUUCCCUUCGAUUGUAUUUUCGCGAGUGAAGAGUGCCCGAAUGAGCACAUAAAAUUCUGGCUGUAUAAAAACGCCACCCAAGGCGAACCGCUUCUCUUGGAUGCACUGAAUUUCAGCGCCAUCGCCUUGGAGCCUCGUUGGCCUUUGAAAAUUCUCAUACAUGGCUUUAACGGUAAUCAGCAUGCCUCACCCAACCAGGAGUCACGCCCAAUACUACUGCACACCCAGCAAGCGUAUGUCAUUUCGAUGGACUACUGCAGAUUGACGCGCUUUCCCUGCUACUAUCCUUCGGCCACGGCCAAUGCCCGCGUGGUUGCACGCUGUCUAACACAGCUUAUUGACCAACUAAUCGCCAGCGGCAUUUACCUCGCUUCAGAUUUGCAUUUAAUCGGUUUUAGUUUAGGCGCACAAAUCGCUGGUUUGUCAGUCAAUUUUGUUAAACAGCGCUUGCAACGCAUAACAGGUAUUCGUAAUUGCAAUCAUUUUCGUGCGCCUCUAUACUACGCUGAAUCGAUUGGCAGUGAGCGUGGCUUUUGGUCCUAUAAUUGUGGCGAGUGGCUGGAGUGUGUGAUGCAGCAAUGUCGGCGUUAUGCGGAUGUGCCUCACACGCCGAUGGGCUAUUUUGUGUCGAAAAA
This is a messenger RNA of Rhagoletis pomonella (apple maggot), 665 nucleotides long. RefSeq names its product endothelial lipase-like. Gene Ontology annotation, molecular function: lipase activity. The transcript has 3 exons. The record is from RefSeq and is a predicted model, not a curated record. NCBI's taxonomy places the organism in Eukaryota, Metazoa, Arthropoda, Insecta, Diptera, Tephritidae. The annotation marks the transcript as partial.